Messenger RNA from Culex pipiens pallens (northern house mosquito), 3198 nucleotides. Its product is annotated as major surface-labeled trophozoite antigen 417-like. The coding region runs from base 45 to 3128 and encodes 1027 amino acids. The transcript has 8 exons. The record is from RefSeq and is a predicted model, not a curated record. NCBI's taxonomy places the organism in Eukaryota, Metazoa, Arthropoda, Insecta, Diptera, Culicidae.
GCUGGUCACUAGUGUGUAGUGCGUAAGAUCGGUUGGUGUUCAAAAUGUCUCCAAAAAGUGUAGUUUUAGUGGUAGUACUAAGCGUGUUCGGCUCUAGAUCGGUGUCUGCUCUGAAGUGCUUCCAGUGUAACGGAGCAACCUGCACCAACGAGGCCACUUUGGGAAACGUAGUGCAAUGUCCGGUUGGCGAUCUAGUGUGCUUUUCCCAAUUUAAUGGAUUUCUUCUAACGCGCCGCGGAUGUUGGUCGGAGUUGGGAGGUGUAGUCUCGGUUGCUGAUUGCACCGGAGGGAACUGUGCAGUUUGUCAGGUGGACUACUGCAACGGGCUGAGCCGAACCGAUCACAGGUGUGUCUCUUGCACGUCGGCUGCAUACGGACAGUGCAUCAGCAAUGCGCAGGGGCUCCCACCAAGGCAGUGUGAGGCGGCUUCGGUGGAUUUGACGGAGGCGCAGUGUUAUACGAGAAUUAUUGGCAGCACAACGGAACGUGGUUGCGUCGAAUCGGAACGAACCUUGGAGGAGUGCACGAGCCCAACCUGCCAGACCUGUACCGGCAAUGGAUGCAACACCGCCGUAUUCCCAGCUGGUCGGCAAAUGUGCGUCUCGUGCAGUGGCGCCGCCGAAUGUAACGCCCAGACCAAUACCGAGUACUGCGCUCUGCCUUUUGAUAGCUGCGUUACGCUGCAGCGGAGUGAUGGAACUUAUGUAAAAAGCUGCGAAGGUGCCAUGGCGACCACGGAUCAGACGUACUGCCAGGCUAAUCCGGACAAAUGUUCUUACUGUGGAAUGAACGAAUGUAACACGGCCGAGCUGAAUACGGUCACAAGUCGGAAAUGUUACCAUUGCGAAGGAACCGGCUGUCUUCAGACCUCCGUGAAUAUUGAAACCUGUCACAACUCUGACGAUGUUUGCUUCAGCAUGUUUGAUGGAUUCAAUCCGGUGCUUCGAGGGUGCAAAUCUCAGCUCAGUCAAGCGGAAAAAGCUCAGUGCGAAGACGAAAAUGAUAAAAGUUGCCAGCUAUGCGCGGACGACGUCUGCAAUCUCGUCAGUCACGUGGACCACAAGUGCGAGUACUGCUCUUCAGUGUUUGACGCAAAUUGCAUCACCGCACCAAACAAUCCGGUUCAGUGUCCAGCGCCUACUACCGAAGUCAGCGCCGAUGCCCAGUGCUACACGAGAGUCAUUGGUUCCGUCACGGAGCGUGGCUGUCUUGGAUCGGCCACCGAUGCGCUGGAAUGCGACUCGACGGAAAAUUGCCAAACGUGUGCCAUCGAGAAUGGGGCAGCCUGCAACAAGGCCAUCUUCCCGACGGAUCGAAUCCGGUGCGUGGUCGGAAAUACCGCCGAUCACUACUGUCCAAAUCCGGCCGAUAGCUGCGUCCAGAUUGCCAACAAUGGGGCAAUCAUCACUAAAAAGUGCCAGUCAUCGAUGACGGCCGCGGAAGUGUCCUUCUGCGAGGCCAACAGCAACAAGUGCGACUUCUGCUGGGCCAACAACUGCAACCAGCAGGCCAUCACGUUCAAUUAUCUCGAGUGUUUCUCCUGCGAAUCAACAGUGGACGGUCACUGCACCACGAACCCGUCGGCCAUCACCACCGUAGAUCACUGCACCACGUGCGCAACGCUCUUCUCCACCUCGACCAACGCCCUGAAACGUGGCUGCCUCCAAAGUCUGACCGCCGCGGAACAGGCCCAAUGUGCCGCCGGAGAUUCCUCCUGUUCGACCUGCACGACAAACCGUUGCAACGGAGUCGUAUUCCCGGCGGAUCGUCUCUCCUGUUACAGUUGCGCCCAAGGGGAGUGUCACUCGCAUGACGGGAUCAGCGUGGAGUAUUGUGGGCAUUACAGUCAAGGUGAUAGCUGCGUAACUCGGUUGGAUUCCAGCGGGACGGUGACCUGGAUGGGUUGUUUGAGUUCGUUGAGUAGUGCUGAUGUGACCACUUGCAACGGGAAUGCAAAUCUUUGUAGAAAGUGCUCGACGGCGAAUUGUAACGAACCGGGGAAGGUCUUGGCCAGUGGAAGUUGCAUUCAGUGUGAUAGCUCGAAUGAAGGGGGUUGCGUUGGGCGAGCGUCUACGUUCGAUGCUGAACCUUGUAACGAUCCAACGAAUACAAAGUGCUACACCAUGAUGAUAUCCGGGAAGAUUGUCCGGGGUUGUGUCAGCGAUCUGAUAUCGACAGAUAAGACCAAGUGCACGUUGGGCCAGGACUGCCAUCAGUGCGAUGCGACCACGCAAAAGUGCAACACGGACAUCUACCCGACGACCAGGCUGGCUUGUUACACGUGUCUGCAACCGCCGUGCAAUAACCAUGAAGCGGUAUCGCUGGACUACUGCCAAGCGUACGUGAGCGAUGAACGCUGCGUGACCAUCACGGAUCAAUCCUCCGGAAGACCGAUUCGUAUGGGAUGCAAGAGUGGGUUGACGACCUCGGAACAGUCUACCUGUUCUGCAAGUAGUGCAAACUGUAAGCAGUGUGCUGAUUCCGGUUGCAACGACCCGUCAAACUACGCUGGAGCGUCAAGCUGCGUCCAGUGCAUCAGCUCAACGGAUCCGGAUUGCGUCGAGGCAGCGUCCAACUUUGUUGUUCAACCUUGUAACGAUCCCCAGAACUUUGCCUGCUACUCGCGACUGACUUCAACCGGUGCAACCGAACGAGGCUGCUUCAGCGAUCUGGACUCAACGUCCAAGACCCGCUGUCAAGCCGGCACCGACUGCCGAAUGUGCAGCACCCGGGCCCGGUGCAACUCGCUAGAGUUCCCCACCCAGAUCAAGUGCUUCCAGUGUGACUCCACAACCACGCCCGAAUGUAAGAACGCCCAACUUGGCACACCCUCGAACUGUCCGGCGUACAACACGGCCAACAAGUGCUUCACCGUGGUCCAGGAAAACGGAGACACGGUCCGGAAGUGUGGCACCGGAACUCGUGACGCGACCUGCGGAUCGUCAAAGUCGUGCGAGCAGUGUCUGUUCAAUGGCUGUAACAAGCGAGUUUCGACGGCAAUCGUGCCGACCAUUAUUCCGGAACCUGAAAUCGUUCCGAUCAAGAGUUCCGCCAACGGAAGGUUCGUCGUCGGGGGUAAUUUGGCGAUGCUCAUCGUCGUGGCAGUGCGAGUUAUUUUGAUGCGUUGAUGAAGAGAGAGUUGGGCGAAGAAGUGACGAUGUGACAUCAUUCAAUAAAUGUGAGAUGAAUUAUGACUAA